CAGGGACACAUUGCCCAAUGAAACACCUGCAACAAAGAGGGAGUCUCCUUUAACAUCCAACCAUAAAUGUCCCUAACACUGUACAACACUAAUACACAAUGUCAUUUGGACAUGUAGUCUUCAACAUACAGAGAACAUAUUCCUGGUUAACAAUGAAUGUUUUAAUCUUUUUACAGCAUUGCAUUGAGUCUUCUAAAUAGUGUUUAUUACUUUGACAGUUUUGGUUUUGGAGAAUUAUUGCAAAAUGAGCAAUACAUCUGGUAUAGUUCUAUUUUCUCUGUCUGGCUUCAGUGCCACUGUGAACUACAGAGUCACACUUUUCUCUCUCACUUUAGUAUGUUAUUGUCUCAUUGUGGUGGUAAACGUGUCUCUCAUUUUAACCAUAAUCUUGGAUCAAAACUUACAUGAACCCAUGUAUGUUUUUUUAUGUAAUCUGUGCAUCAAUGGACUUUAUGGGACUGCAGCCUUUUAUCCUAAAUUUGUCUUUGAUCUGCUGUCUGAUAUUCAAGUAAUAUCAUACAAAGGAUGCCUUUUGCAAAUCUUUGUUAUCUACACUUAUGCAACAAUUGAUUUCUCUAUUUUAGCUCUAAUGGCCUAUGACAGAUAUGUGGCUAUAUGUCGACCCCUGGAGUAUCACACUAUAAUGUCUGUGCGAAGGAUGGCUAUGUUCAUUGCUAUUUCCUGGCUUGUACCUUUUCUCUGUGAGGUUAUGGUUAUAGGUUUGACAUCUACACUGAAAUUAUGUGGCUCCAACAUAGAUAAACUCUAUUGUGAGAACUGGUCAGUAGUUAAACUUGCUUGUAGUUCAACGGGAGCAAACAACAUAGUUGGAUUGAUUAUUAUCGCUUUCUAUUGUGUGCAUGUCAUCUUCAUUGUGUGUUCUUAUGUGCAGUUGAUAAAAUCAGCUUUGAAAUCCAGAGAGGGCAGGAGAAAGUUUACACAGACAUGUGUGCCACAUUUGUUAUGUCUGCUUAAUGUCACUGCUGCUUUGCUUUUUGAUGUUAUGUACUCGAGGUAUGGAUCAGCAUCCGUGCCACAGAAUGUAAGGAACUUCAUGGCCAUACAAUUUCUCAUAAUGCCCCCUAUUCUCAACCCUAUUAUCUAUGGACUGAUCCUGACUAAAAUCCGAUACAGAUUGGCAACUUUGUGUAUGAUAGCAGUUCAGAGAUUUAAGUUGAGACCGAAGGUUUGAUUUUUUUUGACUUAGCGUACUGUCUUGUCUAAAACACCAUACUGGUCUGGGGGCUGUGUACAGAGAAAGUAAGCAGUUUCUUUCAUCCAUCCUGUAUAUGUUAUUAUCAAGCAAGUAGGUUUCAGACAUCAAAUGCAUGAAGCAAUAGGCCUACAGGAAGCUUACAGUAUGUGAGAACCAGAAUAAAGUAUAAUACUUUAUUCCAAACAGGGAAAUCACAAUAUUUCUGUCCCAGGACCUCAGCUCAAAGGAAAAACUGUUUAAACCAGGCCGGAAUGAUAAGAUCUGUGUUAAUCUCUGGUCCCAGACUGACUCGACUAUUUUCCUCCAAGGGUCAUGGGAGAUUUUUAAGACUGAUUCAUGUCAGUUUGAUAUAUUUGUAAUAAGCAAACUAAAUGAAAUAUGAUUGAGAUAUGUCUGGCACCUGAUAUUGUUUUAGUUUUAGUCUUAGUCUCUCGAUGAAAAUAUACAGUAUAUUAGACAGACUUUACACUUGUUUUCUUGUCCCAGGGUGUAAGCAGUCUGUGGAAAUAGCCUGUCACUGUCUGAUUGUCUUAAUGCAUACAUGGUCUGUCUCCUCUGUGCGAUGACGUCAGCCAAAGUUCCACUAAAAUUAAACUGAAAUUAGCCACUUUUUUGUCUAUUUCUACACAUAUGAUCAAAUGCAAAGAGCUCUGAGCUUUUAUUAUCUUCAUGAUAUUUUGUUAACAUUUAGUACAGAAGACAGGGCUUCUGCACACGUACCCCAGUGGAUAUUUUCAUUCUGUUGUUAGCUUAAAGCUUUGCUUUACAAACUUAAUGUUUAGGCAUGUUUCUUCUUUUGCAAAACACAUCGGGUAGACAAAAUAACUGAAACACCUUACAGUAUAAUGCAAUCCAACACUAUCACCUACUGUGGCCUGCCAUACAAUUGAGCAAAUACCUCUCUAACACAGGGUCAACAGAUAUUAUACAUUAUAACACAUACUACAGUGCAUGAUAUUGUACAGGAUUUCCUGUUAUUGUGUCUAUCCGCUGUAUGUGUCUGUGUCUUACAAGGGAAGAGGGAAAGUGGGGAGAAAACAAAUCAACUACAACCACAAUGUCAUAUUUGUUGCAUUAGAUCAAAUCAGUCCGUAGCAGAAACUGAAAUAAAGAUUGUUCUCGUUGACCCUGACCUCUGGCUGUUAUUUGGUGAACGUUUAGUUUAAAAGUUCAUAAGGUGGCUUUGAAGGACACAGUAAAUAGAGGCUUAAACUGUA
Molecule: messenger RNA, 2433 nt
Organism: Sebastes umbrosus (honeycomb rockfish)
Lineage: Eukaryota; Metazoa; Chordata; Actinopteri; Perciformes; Sebastidae
Product: olfactory receptor 142-like
Exons: 1
Coding region: 245-1192 (315 amino acids)
Biological process (GO): G protein-coupled receptor signaling pathway
Cellular component (GO): membrane
Molecular function (GO): G protein-coupled receptor activity; olfactory receptor activity
Source: RefSeq, a predicted model, not a curated record